UCUUCAACUGAGCGGUUGUCUAAAGCGAAUAAAUUGCUUUGUUCUCGUAGUUGUCCGUUCUGUUGUAUUUUUUUUUUAUUUUAAUAAAAUAAUUUACAGACCAAACAAUGGCGGCAAAAGUGUCAUUGAUAGUGUUCAGUUUAUUAGUUGCUCACACAUGUGCUCAACUUUCUUUGGACGAUCUUAUUGGUCAAGUUUUUAAUAAUAACACUCCGGUGGAGAGUACAACUCAAACUUUCCAACCUACACCAACAAAAACUACUGUUUUGGAUCAACGCGGAGAAACGGGUGGCUACAGAUCAUGUGGCGUGGACAAGGAAUGUGUUCCCAGACAUUUGUGCGUUGAUGGUGCCAUCAGUACAACCGGUGAAAACUUUAUUGACAUUCGUAUCAACGAUGAUGUCUGUAGUUAUAGUGAAAUUUGCUGUGAUAUUCCCAAUAAGAGAAAUGAACCUGUCAUUCCUCCCUAUCCCAAGGAACUUCACGAAGGUUGUGGCUGGCGUAACGAUGAAGGUGUUGGCUAUAAGAUCACUGGUGACACCGAUAACGAGUCUGAAUUUGGUGAAUUCCCCUGGAUGGUUGCCAUUCUCCGUACCGAAGAUGCUGGUGGUGAAAUAAUUCACUUGUACGACUGCGGCGGUUCCUUCAUUGCACCAAAUGUUGUCUUGACCGCUUCACAUUGUGUCAUCAAUCGUAAGCCCAAUCAAUUGGUUGUGCGUGGUGGUGAAUGGGACACCCAAAAUACUAAUGAAAUUCUUAAUCAUGUUGACAAGCCAGUUAAGGAGAUCAUCACUCAUGAGAAAUACAAUAAAGGUGCUUUAUACAAUGAUGUUGCUUUGCUUAUUUUGGAGGAACCUUUUGUUUGGCAAGAGAAUAUUCGCCCCAUUUGCUUGCCCGAACCUAAUGCCAACUUCGAUCACAGCCGCUGUUUUGCCACUGGUUGGGGUAAAGACAAAUUCGGUCGUGAGGGUAAAUAUCAAGUGAUUUUGAAGAAAAUUGAUUUGCCUGUGGUUCCUCAAGCCACCUGUCAAAAAUACUUACGUGACACUCGCCUGGGCUUGUACUUCAACUUGCAUGAAAGUUUCUUGUGUGCUGGCGGUGAAAAGGACAAGGAUACUUGCAAAGGUGAUGGUGGCUCUCCAUUGGUUUGUCCCAUACCCGGUGUUAAGAAUCGUUACUAUCAAGCCGGUAUUGUUGCCUGGGGUGUUGGAUGUGCUGAAGAAAAUGUUCCUGGUGUUUAUGCCAAUGUCCCACACUUGCGCCCCUGGAUUUCAGAAAAAUUAGCUGCCAGAGGUAUACCAUUUACCCCCUUUACUCCAUAAGUUACUUAACUUUUGUUUGUGAAAAAUUAAUAUAAUACAAAUAUUUGCUUAUGUACUUGUGUAUACAUAAAUAUUGAAAUAAAUCUUCUUAAAUAAUAGAA
Calliphora vicina (urban bluebottle blowfly) is the source of this 1423-nucleotide messenger RNA. Its product is annotated as phenoloxidase-activating factor 2. Lineage: Eukaryota; Metazoa; Arthropoda; Insecta; Diptera; Calliphoridae. Gene Ontology annotation, molecular function: serine-type endopeptidase activity. Bases 108 to 1322 code for a protein of 404 amino acids. Gene Ontology annotation, biological process: proteolysis. The record is from RefSeq and is a predicted model, not a curated record. The transcript has 3 exons.